CGCCGCCGCUCCGGAGCUCCGCGGGUCCUGCAAGCUCCGUGAGUGCCAAGCAGUGAAUUAUGGGCUGGGUAUCCACCAGUGCAUCAUGAAGAUUGACUUUAUUUUUGCCCCCUUGAAGUUCACGUGCUUUAUGAAUUCACUCUCUCCUCUAUCUCACUGCCAUCUCCAUCAAUAUUGUCACCACUUCUAGAAAACAAGAAUUUGAGGCUUGGGUUUUGGCUCUCCCUUUCCUUCCUUCUGGAACACCAGUGACACCUUUGUGUUCUACCAAAAAAAGUCACUAGGUUAUUUUGCCCUUCAGAGAAGUAUACCAUCUGGAGAAGUCGUUUCAUGUACCCUGUACUUCUGAGAUAGAAGCCUCUGGUUCCUAAGGAUAAUUGAGAUCUUUCCUUGGGAGGAGACACUUGCUCUUGGUCACUUUCCACUUAUUCUCCUGUUCUCUGUCACUCCCUCUGCUCUUCUUCUCUUCCUUUUGGAUUUAACAUUUGGUGUUGACUGCUGGGGUUCUCCCAGUAGUGUGGCUUCUGUUUUUCUCCUAGGGAAGAGCAGAUUUUUGAAACAAUGGGCUUCACUCUGCAUUCUAUCUACUUCACCUUGAAGGUGAGUUUGCUGCUGGGCUCCUUGCUGGUUCUCUGUUUGGGUCUGGAGUUCAUGGGCAUCCCCAACCAGUGGGCUCGCUACCUCCGCUGGGAUGCCAGCACUAGGAGCGAACUCAGCUUCCAGUUCAAGACCAAUGUCUCUGCUGGGCUGCUCCUCUAUUUUGAUGAUGGUGGUGUCUGUGACUUCCUCUGCGUGUCCCUGGUUGAUGGGCGCAUCCAGCUGCAGUUCAGCGUGGACUGUGCGGAGACGACAGUGGUCACAGACAAGCAGGUGAACGACAGCAGCUGGCACUUCCUGAUGGUCAGCCGCAACCACCUGCGGACCGUGCUGGUGCUGGACGGCGAGGCCAAGCCCGGGGAGGUGCGUCCGCAGCGCCAGCACAUGAACAUCGUCAGUGACCUCUUCGUUGGGGGAGUCCCACUGGACAUCCGUCCUGCUGCCUUGACUCUUGAUGGUGUUCUCAGUGAGCCUCCAUUUCAAGGAUAUAUCCUGGAUCUUAAAUAUGGCAAUUCUGAGCCGCAGCUCCUGGGCAGUCAAGGGGUCAGACUGGAAAUGGAAGGACUUUGCUCAGAAAACCCCUGUGAAAAUGGCGGCACUUGCUUCCUUCUGGAUGGCGAGCCACACUGUGACUGCUCAGCCACUGGAUAUGCUGGCAAGCUAUGUUCUGAAGAUGUCAAUCAUAUUCCAGGCCUCUCACACCUGAUGAUGGGUGAACAAGGGAAGAGGUAA
Melospiza georgiana is the source of this 1329-nucleotide messenger RNA. RefSeq names its product neurexin-3-like. Bases 562 to 1329 code for a protein of 255 amino acids. The record is from RefSeq and is a predicted model, not a curated record. The transcript has 5 exons. NCBI's taxonomy places the organism in Eukaryota, Metazoa, Chordata, Aves, Passeriformes, Passerellidae.